This is a messenger RNA of Capsicum annuum, 1833 nucleotides long. RefSeq names its product L-galactono-1,4-lactone dehydrogenase, mitochondrial. The record is from RefSeq and is marked provisional. Gene Ontology annotation, molecular function: D-arabinono-1,4-lactone oxidase activity; FAD binding; galactonolactone dehydrogenase activity. Gene Ontology annotation, cellular component: membrane. NCBI's taxonomy places the organism in Eukaryota, Viridiplantae, Streptophyta, Magnoliopsida, Solanales, Solanaceae.
AUCAACACUUGCACUAAAACCUCCCCAAAACUCCAUCAGAACGACACCGUUUUCCAAUGCUCCGUUCCUUCAUUUCCAAACGCUCUCUCCAGUCCUUCCUCCGCUACCACCACCACCACCACCGGGCCCACCGCCGCCCCUUCUCCACCACUCCGGGCCCACCUACCGCCGACGCUGAACUCCGUAAAUACAUCGGCUACACUCUCCUCCUCGUAGCCUCCGGCGCCGCCACUUACUAUUCCUUCCCAUUCCCCGAAAAUGCUCGCGACAAAAAAGCCCAAUUGUUCCGUUACGCUCCGUUACCCGACGAUCUCCACACCGUUACCAACUGGAGUGGGACCCACGAGGUGCGGACCCGGACUUUCUUACAACCCGAGUCAAUUGAGCAGCUCGAAGGAAUAGUGAAAGAAGGACAUGAAAGGAAGCAUAAGAUAAGGCCAGUCGGGUCGGGUUUAUCCCCGAAUGGAAUCGGGUUGACCCGAGCUGGGAUGGUGAAUUUGGCUUUAAUGGAUAAGGUAUUGAGUGUUGAUAAGGAGAAGAAGAGGGUUACUGUACAAGCUGGGAUUCGGGUUCAGCAACUUGUUGAUGAGAUUAAGGAGUAUGGAAUUACUCUUCAGAAUUUUGCUUCGAUAAGGGAACAACAGAUUGGUGGCAUUGUUCAGGUUGGUGCCCAUGGCACUGGUGCCAGGUUGCCUCCAAUUGAUGAGCAAGUCAUAAGCAUGAAACUGGUUACCCCCGCCAAGGGUACAAUAGAAAUUUCAAAAGAGAAAGAUCCAGAACUCUUUUAUCUAGCUCGAUGUGGACUUGGGGGACUUGGUGUGGUUGCAGAAGUCACUCUUCAGUGUGUUGAGAGGCAGGAGCUUGUAGAACAUACUUUCCUCUCUAACAUGAAAGAUAUCAAGAAAAAUCACAAGAAAUUCCUAUCUGAGAACAAGCAUGUCAAAUACUUGCACAUUCCAUAUACUGAUGCAGUUGUGGUUGUGACAUGCAAUCCUGUAUCUAAGUUGCGAGGUCCACCAAAACAUAAACCUAUAUAUACUACAGAAGAAGCCUUGCAGCAUGUACGAGAUCUCUAUCAGGAGUCUCUGAAGAAGUACAGAAGUCAAGUUGCUGCUUCUGGUUCUCCAGAUGAACCCGAAGUAGAUGAAUUAUCAUUCACUGAGCUGAGAGAUAAACUACUUGUGAUGGAUCCUCUCAACAAGGAACAUGUAAUUAAAGUCAACAAAGCUGAGGCAGAAUACUGGAGGAAAUCAGAAGGAUACCGAGUAGGCUGGAGUGAUGAAAUUCUAGGCUUCGACUGUGGUGGCCACCAGUGGGUAUCGGAGACAUGUUUCCCUGCAGGAACACUGUCAAAGCCUAGCAUGAAAGACCUGGAGUACAUAGAGGAAUUGAUGCAACUCAUUGAGAAAGAAAGUGUACCUGCCCCUGCACCUAUAGAACAAAGAUGGACUGCUUGCAGCAAAAGUCAAAUGAGUCCAGCUUAUAGCUCCGCGGAUGAUGAUAUAUUUUCAUGGGUUGGAAUCAUUAUGUAUCUUCCAACCAUGGAUGCUCGGCAGAGAAAGCAAAUCACCGAGGAGUUCUUCCACUACAGGCAUAUGACACAAGCACAAUUGUGGGAUCGUUAUUCUGCUUUUGAACAUUGGGCAAAGAUUGAGGUUCCCAAGGACAAGGAAGAGCUCGCAGCUCUGCAGGCAAGGCUAAAAAAGAAAUUCCCCGUGGAUGCAUACAAUCAAGCACGAAAUGAGCUAGACCCGAACCACAUCUUAUCUAAUAACAUGCUUGAGAAGCUCUUCCCUUCCUCUGAAGCUCAGUAACUGGUUCUCCAGAAUUCUU